AUGGCUGUAGACCAGGUCCUCUCAAUGGAAGUAGUGCUCCCCAACGAACGAUUCGUGACAGCCUCCUUCACCGAAAAUACAGAACUCUUCUGGGCACUCCGAGGCGGCGGAGGCAGCACCUUCGGCGUCGUCACCUCCGUCACCAUCAAAGCACACCCAGCCAUCCCGGCAACGACCUCAACCUUCACCUGGACCACAGGCCCAAAGAGCAACAUCACGCACGGCUGCUUCUGGGCUGGCAUCCGCGCAUACCUCGACCUUUUCAUCGAGCACUCAGACGCAGGCAUCUACUCAUAUUUCUUCAUCCUCCCCUCCAAAGGCGAAUACACCUUCCUCAUGCAGCCCUUCUUCGCCCCCAACAAAACCAUCCCGGAGAUCCAAGCCCUCCUAAACCCCUGGUUCCAACGCCUCCACCAACUCGGAAUAACCUUCACCCCAAAGACCCAAUAUCUCGACAACUUCUACUCCGCCUGGGACGCCUCGUUCCCGCUCGAAGUCGUCGAAAAAGCCCACGUAGUAACCGGCUCCCGCCUCUUCCCCAAAUCCAACUGGGAAGAUCCCUCCCGCCUAAAUGCAACCUUCGACGCCAUCCGCGCCUCCUCCGAAGCAGGCCUCACUCACAUCGCCUUCAACAUGGCACCCACCCUUUCCCGUGCCGGGAACCCAGACAACGCCGUCAACCCUGCCUGGCGCCGCACGGUGAUGCACGCUCUCUCCAGCGUAAACUGGAGCCCCGACGCUACGGCGCAAGAGAUUACUGCCGCGCGACACAAUUUCACCUACGGGCACAUGCAGCGGUGGAGGGUUGUUACAGAGCAUGGGUUGCCCACGGAGAAUGCUGCGCCACCUUUAGCAGUGAAGUGGUAUGUGACUGUUGUCCAAUAUCAACUCCCUGAUCGCGAUCGCGCACCCAGCAAGCAUGCAAAAUCUAGGAAAAUCAAAUGCAAUCUGCCCAAUGCCGACGAGCUUGGCCCGCUAGGCUCUUCGCAAUCCCCGGAGAAGUCCUGUGAACGUUGCCGUAGCCUCAACCUUGAAUGCAUUGUCGAGCGUGCCACCUUGGGCCGUCCAUCCCUAAAGCGCGAGCGACUUCAGAGAGCAACUCCUCUCUCCCCAAAUUCGCGAAAAGAUGACGACAGCCCUUCGAUAAUCCCGCUGGAGAUCAAAGAUUAUCUAGCCACAGAGGCGAUUGACGACCUUGGAACGACCAAGGCACUAGGCGAGCAGAGACUAUUUCAGACUACCGUUGAGUUUCAGUACUUCUUCGCCUCUGUCUUGGCCAAAGACCGCAUCUUCGGUGCCACCAUUCCUACGAGUACUUCAGGUUGGACGACUCCACUGCCAGAACUCGUGAGCCAUGAAAUGGCGACCGCUCUUGACAAUGAUUUGGUCUGGCAUCGGUUUUUCCUUCCAAACUUGCCAAGUUUGGUAAGCAUAAGAAACCGUCUAGAGUUGGAUGGACCCGACUUUGCCAGCUCCGCAACCAAUUUGCUUUUCGCAUUGCUCUGCUUGAUUGCCCUUGAUACGACGGACAAAUUCGUUCCACAACAUCCACGUUUGAAGUGGAAUAUCCAACUUUCAAUUUCGUCCUAUGGCCAGGAGUUCAUCUUCUCCCCUCCCACACAUCGCGACUCCGUCGUCGUCUGUCUUCUCCUAGCUUAUUACAGGCCGACAGCAGUGGUGUCAUCCCAGCAUACUGCGCACAAGGCGAUCAAGUCCACAUUGUAUCUCGGCAUCGCAUUCAAGAUCGCAGAGCGGUUGGAGAUACUGCCUUCGCAACUCAAUUUGUUCGUUGGCGAUAUUACGACUAUGAACAAUACCGAGUUUGAGCAUCUAAUCGCCGAUUCCUUGCAAGGAUUGGAAAUACUCAGUCAAGACCUACUUCUCGAUGGGCUAUUGUCAAAACCAGUUCAUUCUCUACAAACCGUGCUUGAUCGCAUGGCACCCCACAUCCAAGCUUACCGACAUGUCGUCAAACAUCGAUCUUGCUCACCUAGGGUCAUUUUCCAAAUUCAAUGGGCAACGUCAAGCUAUAUGCUUCUCGAAGCGUUGAAAGCCACGAAGCAGGGCUGGGGCAGUCCAGAAAAACUGUAUCGUCUUGUGGAAGAGAUCGAAGAAAAGUGCCUAAGACAGAUUCAAUUCUGUGAUUGGGCACUCACACAAACCGGCCCUUCGGGAGCCCCUGAGGAGAUAUCAGCUGCUCGCUCUUUACUGGAACAGCGAUUUCACGCAAUUAUAGUGAGGAUAUACGGGAUUUCACUUCUCUAUAUAUUGGUAUUGAAAUCCAGAACCCUCGACUGUAGCUUGCAAGGUGAUCCCGAAAUAUACCCCCAUGAGACUGUUCAAAUGGGAGCGCAUGUCUCCAACGCCUUGAACAACAUCUCCGACAAGACAAGUGAGUUGUUAUUUGCGUUUCUUAGUCGAUUUGGAAAGAUAUUUCCCGAUCGACUCCUGGCGGUCCUGGAAAUGUUCAUCAAAUGCACCGAUUUAAAACUCGGCGGUGUCCCGUUCCAGGCUCCAUUCCGAGAUAUGGUUCUUGACAUUAUCAUCUUUUCCCGAGCCAUCGUGGAGAACAAUAGCAUCCAUGUCAAGAAUCUAGAUGGAAAAAUGAGGGAAGACUCCGACUAUCAAAUGGAGGUGAUGGGGAAAUGUGCGAAAAGACUCGAAAAGAUGGUUGCAUCUCCCGGGAAAUCGAUUGAGGCUGCUUUUGCCGGUGGCUGUGUCUAUGCAGCUAGCACUAAGGUGAUGAUGGCAUUCCUUGAUAUCAUCAGGAACUUGAAAAAGAAGUCUAAAUGUAAUGCUGGACAAAUCCUAUCUAUAAUGUCCGUUACCUCUACAGAAGGGUUGGCCAUGGGCAUGCCGGAGAAUUCUUCACCGGAAUCAAGGGAUUUAUGGCCCAAUGGUGCAGUAUUGAACCCUUCCGACGCCGAAGGAUUUAUUUUUGACUGGUCUUCCAUCAUGAACUUCGAUGGGGUGACCUUUGAUGGAGAUAUGAACCUUGAUUUGAAUCUUGGUUCGUGUUAG
Messenger RNA from Aspergillus alliaceus, 3021 nucleotides. RefSeq lists its product as uncharacterized. The transcript is spliced from 4 exons. The record is from RefSeq and is a predicted model, not a curated record. Lineage: Eukaryota; Fungi; Ascomycota; Eurotiomycetes; Eurotiales; Aspergillaceae. The coding region runs from base 1 to 3021 and encodes 1006 amino acids. Gene Ontology annotation, molecular function: oxidoreductase activity; FAD binding.